GUGUCACUGUUCUUCCAUGAGAGACACCUGAAUACACCACAGCCAGAUCCCUCUCUCCUCUCUGGACUGGACAGCUACUUUACACCACCUUUGAGCUCUGGGAUAGCAAACUAUGCACUAGCUAUGAUGGCAUGCAGUCCAUCCCUCGCUGUGCUCCUGUGCCUUAUGCAUGCUCUCUGCUGCGCUGCUGAGAUAGACAGCAGCUCCUUCCUGAUCUACAACCAGGAUCACAACAUGUGUGUGGUGGCGGUGAGUGCCAGUCAAGUCACGGUGGCUCCCUGUGACCACACGUCCCAGAACCAGCAGUUCCGCUGGGCCUCGCAGUCUCGUCUCCUCAGCAUCUCCCUGAAGCUCUGCCUGGGGGCUCAGGACCUGAAGGACUGGGUCAAGGUGCUGCUCUUCCCCUGUGAUGAGAAGAGUGAGCUCCAGCACUGGCAGUGUAAGAACGAGACCCUGUUCGGCCUCAAAGACAAGGCGCUGCACUUAAACUAUGGCAACCGCAACGAGAAGAAUAUGAUGAUCUACCAGGGAUCUGGGCCUUGGAGCCGGUGGAAGAUGUAUGGGACUCAGAAGGACCUCUGCUCCAAGGGCUACCAAGAGGUGUUCACACUAGGGGGGAAUGCCUUUGGAAGCCCCUGCCAGUUCCCUUUUCAGUUUGGGGUGAAGUGGUACGCUGAGUGCACUCUGCAGGGGCGCUCAGACGGACAGCUCUGGUGCGCCACAGAGACAGAUUACAAUAAAGACAAGAAGUGGGGCUUCUGUCCCUCAAAAUCGUCCUCAGGAUGGGACAGUGACCCAGUGACAGGUGUUCUGUACCAGAGGAACACCCAGUCUGUGUUGACCUGGCACCAGGCGAGGAAGAGCUGCCAGCAGCAAGAAGCCGACCUGCUCAGUAUAGUAGAGCUCCAUGAGCAGACCUACAUCUCAGGGUUGACCAAUAUCCUGGGCACAUCUCUGUGGAUUGGACUGAAUAGCCUAGACUUUGAGGCUGGAUGGCAGUGGAGCAAUGGCAACCCAUUCAGAUAUUUAAACUGGGCCCCAGGACAUCCAUCAACUGAACCUGGGCUCAGCUGUGCAACCCUGAAUGCUGGCAAGGCCUCGAAAUGGGAGACCAAUGAAUGUUCCAAGAAGCUAGGAUAUAUCUGUCGCAAAGGCAACUCAACAGCUCUGACCUCUGCCCGCAUAGGAAAAGAUCAGCCCACCUUCUGCCCCAGUCACUGGAUCCCCUAUGCAGGCCACUGCUACUACCUGCAACGUACCAAGAAGAUGUGGAGGGAUGCCCUGGCCGCCUGCCACAAAGAUGGAGGGGACCUGGCCAGCAUCCACAACAUAGAAGAACAGAGCUUCAUCAUCUCUCAGUCAGGAUACACGGCCACAGAUGAGCUGUGGAUCGGCCUGAACGACCAGAGGAAUGCGCUGCUGUUUGAGUGGACCGACCGAUCCCAUGUGACAUUCAGCCACUGGCAGGCAGGGGAGCCCUCCCACGGUGCCAACCUCCAGGAGGACUGUGUCCUGAUCAGAGGAAAGGAUGGGAAGUGGGCCGAUAAUUUGUGUGAGAAGACCUACGGGUACAUCUGUAAGAAAAAGGCCUCCACCAAACCGGUGGCAGGUGCCCCAGAGGAAGAUAGUCCAGGAUGUAAGCUGGGCUGGAUCCGGUAUGGUUCUUACUGCUACAACAUUGGAUCAGAAACCAAAACAUUUGAUGAGGCCAAGCAGACAUGCCAGAAGAGUGACUCAAACCUGGUGGAUGUGGCUGACAGGUAUGAAAAUGCCUUCCUGGUCAGUUUGGUGGGUUUGAGACCAGAGAAGUACUUCUGGACUGGACUUUCCAACAUGGCGGAUGGAGACACGUUCAAGUGGAUUACCAGUUCGGAGGUCAAGUUCACCCACUUCAAUGUGGGCAUGCCAGACAGAAAACAAGGCUGCGUCGCUAUGACAACUGGAAUGUUUGCGGGACUGUGGGAUGUGGUCAGCUGCAGCAACAAGGAGAAGUACAUCUGUAAGAAAAUGGCGGAGGGCGUGACAUCAACAAUGGCCCCUCCCACCACACCGACACUGAGCUGUCCUUCUGGAUGGUCACCUGCUGCUAAAAGGAAUGUCUGUUACAAGCUUUACAGAAAAGUGAUAGAAAACAAGAAGACAUGGUCAGAGGCGCAGGAAUUCUGCAAGGCCAUUGGUGGUGAUCUGAUGAGCAUUCACAGUGCCACAGACCUGAUCAGCUCUCCGUAUCAUUCCCCUGAUACUGCCUGGAUCGGCCUCAGCUCUCUGGAUCCCAACGCAGGUUUUGUCUGGACUGACGGAUCAGCAUUCAGCUAUGAUAAUUGGGGAUUUGGAGAACCAAACAACUACAAUGAUAAUGAAAAAUGCGCAGAGGUCCAGUUUUACUACGGACGCCACUGGAACGAUCGACACUGUGACAGCUACAAUGACUGGAUUUGCGAGAUCCGCAAAGGGGUUACCCCAAAGCCCCCUCCCACUCAAGUUGUGCCAGUGUACAACACUACAAAGGACGGCUGGAUUGAGUACAACGACACUCAGUAUUUCUUCAACACUGAGAACCUCCCCAUGGACGAGGCAAGAGCGUUCUGUAAAAAUAACUUUGGUGACCUGGUGGUCAUCACUGCAGAGAGCGAGAGGAAGUUUAUAUGGAAACAGAUAUCCAGAGGUUCCGAGUCACAAUACUACAUUGGCAUGACCGUUGGUUUGGAUAAGUCUUUUAGCUGGUUGGAUGGGUCUCCUGUUGUGUAUACCGCGUGGGAUCAAAACGAACCCAACUUCGCCAACAACGAUGAGAACUGUGUGACGAUAUACAAGAGUAUGGGGUACUGGAAUGACAUCAACUGUGGCAUAGAGCUGUCCUCCAUUUGUAAAAGAACCACCAGUUUCACUAACACAACCAUGGCCCCCACCACUGUACCCAAGGGAGGUUGUGCCCCAGAAUGGAUCGCUUUCCAGGGCAAGUGCUACAAAUUCAUUGGAGACAACGAUAAGAAGCCGUGGCAGGAGGCCAGGACCUACUGCAUCAACCAGGGAGGAAACCUGGCCUCUGUCCUCAGCGAGAAAGAGCAAGCAUUCCUUACCACCCAGAUGCUUGAGAAUCCCCAGGACAUUUGGAUAGGUCUGAACGACGUCAACUGGGAGAUGCGCUUCCUAUGGACGGAGGGGAAAGGUGUUUCCUAUACCAAUUGGGCAAAAGGGCAUCCAACGUCAGUGCCAGACGGACGCUAUUCAUUUUUGGACGAGGUGUUUGACUGUGUGGUUCUGGUGGGCAGCUCUCACAAACAGACAGGAAUGUGGAAGGUCGAGGACUGCUUAGUAUCCCGUGGUUUCAUCUGCAAAAGGAAUAUUGAUUCUCAGAUUGUGGUCCCCGCCACCACAGUGUCAACAAAGACGUUCUACAAGCUGGGAAAUGACUCCUUCAAACUAGUGGUCCAGAAGAUGAACUGGGACGAGGCCCGGAGGCAAUGUAAAGCAGACGAUGCAGAGAUGACUAGCAUCCUGAACCCCAUCACCCAGGCCUUCAUCACAAUGCAGAUCCACAAAUACAAUGAGCCCGUGUGGAUCGGCCUCAACAACAACUUGACUGAAGGGCGUUUUAAGUGGGUGGAUAACUGGCCUCUAUCUUACACCAAAUGGGGCGAAGACGAGCCAAAGAACAAUAUGGCCUGUGUUUACAUGGACACAGACUCCAAGUGGAAGACAGGCGACUGUAGUAACACCUAUUCCUCACUGUGCAAGAGAUCACCAGACAUAGCCCCCAGCCAGCCCCCUCAGCUCCCUGGCAACUGCCCCGAGCCCAAGAAACGCAAGACGUGGGUUCCCUUCAGGGGUUACUGCUACGCCUUCCUCAACUCUGUGGUGGACAACUGGGCUCACGCCACUGUGGAAUGUCUCCGAAUGGGAGCAUCCCUGGUGAGUAUCGAGGAUCCCUUGGAGGCCAGCUUCAUCCAGGAGAACCUUGAGCUACUGCAGGAUGGAUCCAAGUCCUUCUGGAUUGGCAUGCACAAGAGCCACGAAGGUGACUGGAUGUGGAUUGACAACAGUGUGGUGGACUACACCAACUGGAAACAGGGGAUGCCAAAGAGUGGAGAACACUGUGUGGAGAUCCAGUCUGAUAGCGGUCUGUGGAGCACCAACAGCUGCAACCGGUACAAGUCGUACAUCUGCAAAACAGCCAAAGUCAUCACACCAACAGAGAAGCAACCAGUUGCUGCUCCCCUAGUGGAGGAAGCUCCCCAUGGUUACGCCGGCAUCGCUGUGGCCGUUGUCUUGGUGAUAAUUACAGUGGUAGGACUCGGUGCCUUCCUACUCCGCAAACGGAUACCUACCCCCGUCCUGGGAGAGUGUACAUUCGACAACACCUUGUACUUCAACAACCCCAUCCGCCAAACAGCCACUGUGGACACCAAGGGCCUGGUGGCCAACAUCGAGCAGAACGAAACAGCUUAGAUAGGACACAAAGAACCACCAACAUGUGAAAACACUUUUGAGACAAGUUUUAAUAUGAAAAAUACCAAAAAAGCAUGCUGCUAGUGUUUAGGCCAACCAACUCUGACCAACUCUGACCCAAACUGAGAGACUGCAACUAAAUCUGAAACCAUUCACCUGUUAUCUUUGUUUGUUUUCUUGCUUGGUAAAUAAUGUGUGAAAAUGAUAUGCACUUUGUGCAUGUCAGCAUCAGUUGUCAAGGAUAAAGUCCAGAUGUACAGCUAAGAUUGCAUAUGCAACCCCUGCACAAAUUGUAGAAUCAACAACAGUCAUUUUGUUUGGUUUAAUUGAGUCUUGUACAGAUUGAUUUGGUGUGUGAAACUGAAGUUCAAAAUACAGCCACUGUACUUUACUUUGUUUUUGCCAAGUUAUAUUGUAAAUAUAUGCUCAAAACGAGAGAGAAAUACAGUUUUGAAACAAA
Coregonus clupeaformis (lake whitefish) is the source of this 4909-nucleotide messenger RNA. RefSeq names its product macrophage mannose receptor 1. The transcript is spliced from 30 exons. Gene Ontology annotation, molecular function: signaling receptor activity. The record is from RefSeq and is a predicted model, not a curated record. The coding region runs from base 124 to 4449 and encodes 1441 amino acids. NCBI's taxonomy places the organism in Eukaryota, Metazoa, Chordata, Actinopteri, Salmoniformes, Salmonidae.